UUACUUUCCUUGGAUCUUUUUUGUUUUGGUCAAUUUGUGAUUCUAUUGUUUUUUGUUUUCUUUUGGUCUCUCACCAUAGAUUUUGGAUUAUCUUCCAUUUUCUUUCUCUCUCUCACACUCUCUUUAUCUUCUUGCUCUAGUUUCUCUAGUAGAUGUUUAGUAAUAGAUGAGUGAUUAUGGAUCUAAUUAUGUUACCAGUGAACGAAAUCGACGUUGGCUUCCCUCGAAGCCUUGGAACCGGCAGCCGCUCUCACCGACGAUUCCUGUAGCUAAGCUACGGUUAUACAAAGAUUUAGCUCUAAGAGUUUUAUCUAAAUCAUUAACUGAAUUACCAUCUCAAUACUAUUACAGGCAUUUGGCCUUGUCAAACAAUUCAUCUUCAGCCUUAUCUUCAUCAUCAAGGGCUCCAUCAUCCAUCUCUGCUUAUCGACCCUCGUCUGUGGUUUCAUAUUCAUCUUCAGCUCCAAUGGAUCAAGUCACACUUUCUUAUCCAGGGACACCAACCAAAUCUUACGGGUACAUUCAACAGCAACAACAUUUAGCAACAUUGGCCUCGAGUUAUGGACGUCCAAGUUCAGUAAAUCUCCACACUCAUCCAUCCAGUCGAUAUUCACCUGAUCCUUACCUUCAGUAUACAAUAGGAAGUGGAAGUGGCACUUGGUCAUUAGGUUCACAUAGACAAUCAUCAUCCCAUUCGGAUCGUCAUUACCCAAUAUCACCAUCGACGAUUGCUCGUCGCAAUGUGACACUUCCUGUUACUCACAAUUCCUCGUCAUCAUUGACAAAUCGUUCAUCGGCUCUUCCAGGAAUCACUGUAUCUCAUCGUUCACCAGAGCCUUAUGGAGCAACAACAACGACAUCGAAUACGGGUGAGUCUUCACUUCGUGAGCAAAUAAAAAAUGGCCUCAAAUAUUUUGCCGAUGAACGUAAACGUCUUCGUCAAUACCAACAACAGCAGCAACAACACUAUAACGAUAACCUUUAUCAUUCCGAUCACGAUUUAAGAUACAUUCAAACUAACCUUUCCUCACCUUAUAACCUUAAUUCUGGCGGUGUUUAUGGUCAAGGGUCAAUGUUGACCCCUUCGGUUCCUACUCAAUCUAUCCUUAGGUCACAGGGUAUGAUCGCGGGCGCUUAUCCUCGAACUCGACAACAUCGAUCAGAAAGUGAUCUUGACGCUUUAUUUAACCUUUACUCUCAUGUACCAGAUCCCGUUAUAGAGAGACGACCAUUACCCGGUGUCUCGAGGGUCGGUGGGAUUCCGUACACUGAUACAUCGCUACAAAUAGCGUCCAAUCCUUAUCUUCAACGAAAUGCCUCAUUCCCGUCAAUACCUUUACCUGGUUCAAUGGUUUAUAAUAACACUUAUGGUUCACCUUAUUCCGGACAAAUUGAAUCUCAUGUUCACCAACCUCAAGCCUCUUAUUAUAAUCAACAUCAUCUUCACCCUUCAUAUCAACAACAACACUUACAAUCUAUUGAACAGCAACGUUAUGCUCAAUCAAAUCCAUACACAAUUCACCCUGGUUAUGGAUCAGCGACUCACAAUCGUUACAGUCGUUCCUUAGAUCGUUAUUACAAUUAACGCUUUAAUCCUCACCGAUCCUCAUCGGCUAUUCUCAUAGCUCGACAAGCAUUAUCGGCAGCGUACAUUGAGGUGAAAUCAAACAUGGCUACAUCAGCUUCUCCAUAAUGAUUAAGAGCAAAAUUAGGAGUAUCCAAGCCUGAAAAGAGACAAAUUAACAUUUUCAUCAGAAUUGAUUGUUACCAAUAACAUUGAGAAUUGACCAGGAAAAAAAAGAUUGUCCAAAUCAUUGCACAAACACUUGAUGGAUAAAUAAAUUGCUUAAUUUACUCUCAAAUUGUAAUAAUAAACCAAUCAACAGAUCAACAGAUCAAUUCAUCUAAUCAACACUAAAACAAUGACCUGAUUCAUUUCAAGUUUUGUUCUGUUUUUAAAUGAAAUCU
Messenger RNA from Panonychus citri (citrus red mite), 1968 nucleotides. RefSeq lists its product as uncharacterized. The transcript has a single exon. NCBI's taxonomy places the organism in Eukaryota, Metazoa, Arthropoda, Arachnida, Trombidiformes, Tetranychidae. Bases 167 to 1585 code for a protein of 472 amino acids. The record is from RefSeq and is a predicted model, not a curated record.